This is a messenger RNA of Suillus subaureus, 783 nucleotides long. RefSeq names its product Chloroperoxidase. The record is from RefSeq and is a predicted model, not a curated record. Gene Ontology annotation, molecular function: peroxidase activity. The coding region runs from base 1 to 783 and encodes 260 amino acids. The transcript has 3 exons. Lineage: Eukaryota; Fungi; Basidiomycota; Agaricomycetes; Boletales; Suillaceae.
AUGUCUUCAUCCGGCGACUCUUCCACAAAAUCACAUGAACACCCAAAGGGCUCCUGUCCAAUGACGGGCAAGACAUACGACUUCUGCCCGAGGCAAGCUGGGGACGUAAGAUCACCAUGCCCGGCGCUGAAUGCCCUCGCGAACCAUGGUUACCUUCCACGAGAUGGAAAGAACAUUGGCGUAUGGGGCCUCGUCCGCGCACUCAAAAACGGCUACCACCUAUCAACAAUGCUUUCCUGCAUCUUGUCGUUCAGCGCCAUGCUCCUACUUGGACAAUACAGAUCCUUGUCGCUUUCAGAUCUCGCUCGUCAUAACAUGAUCGAGCAUAACGCAUCACUUGUGCACAGAGACGACAACAAUGGCGCAGAAUAUGCCCCAACCAGGGUGGACAAGAAGCUAUUAGCAGCCCUUUGUGCGGAGGGAGGGAAGACACUCCCAAACAAAAUAACUCUCGAGGAUGCCGCGCGCAUUCGUGUCAAGAGAGAGGCGCAGUGCGGGAAGUUGGACGGUUUACAUGCCGAGAUAGCUCGAGGGGAGAUAGUAAUUGCUAUCGGGGUCCUAGGUGGCAAGGACGCGGCGAAGAACGGUGUCAAUAUUAGCGCCUUGCACGAAUGGAUGCAGCAUGAGCGUCUGCCUGUUGGCUGGAAGCCGGACCACACCCAGGGCUUGUACCAGACAUACAAAAUGGCGAAGUAUGUCAGGGAGCGCAUGAGGGAGCUUGGAACGCAGCAACCGUCUAACGAGCCGUCUCAGAGUUCGAAGGCCAUCGGUGAUCAGUAUUAA